AUGGACUCUGAGCCAACAACACCAGUUCGCGUUCCAAAAGCAGUAUCGACAUACACACCGACCACACAAGACCCUGAUCUCCGCUCACAAAUUAAUACCGUGCUUCUACGGGACGGGCACAUUUCCAAAAUCCAAGAAACCCUCAUCCACGCCCUCCACGCAAGCCCCACCAACUGGCCCACCGUAAUCCAAGACCACGCACUCGCUCUCCUCCGCUCCGGAGAAAUAUCAACAUUUCCAGCAUUGAUGUCGCGCGUGCUGGAGGAUAUAAGGGAAGAUAGUAUUGCUGCAAGGCAACGAGAGGGGCAAACAAAUGGUGCAAAUGGCAAUAGCAAGACAGGUGAAAAGGGUGGAGGAAAGGGAAAAGGGCAGAAUGGCGUUAGCUUGGCACUUCCCAAAAGCGUUGUUGAAGAGGGUGUUAAGAUUACGAGAGAGUGUUUGGAGUUGGUUUGUGAGGUUGGCCAUGAGUGA
Molecule: messenger RNA, 471 nt
Organism: Venustampulla echinocandica
Lineage: Eukaryota; Fungi; Ascomycota; Leotiomycetes; Helotiales; Pleuroascaceae
Exons: 2
Coding region: 1-471 (156 amino acids)
Source: RefSeq, a predicted model, not a curated record